Molecule: messenger RNA, 2361 nt
Organism: Orbicella faveolata
Lineage: Eukaryota; Metazoa; Cnidaria; Anthozoa; Scleractinia; Merulinidae
Biological process (GO): signal transduction
Molecular function (GO): protein binding
Source: RefSeq, a predicted model, not a curated record
UCUGGGCAAACCGGAACUAACUGUCAAAGUACCUUGGCAACGUGCAGUGCGAGGACAGUGCGACUUUGUAACAAGAAAGAGAAGAAAUUUGUGUCUCAAUCCACAGUAUUUCAGGCUGGAACUAGGGACCCUAAAUGGGUUAUUUUAACACACGAUACCAGGGAGGGAGUCAUCAGGCAGCCAUAUUGGUUAAACAAAUAUUUGCUUUUGUUUUAAUUUAAGACAUGGCUACCAAACGAAAGACAGGUGUUGAAAUGGGUCCUGCAUCGAAGGCUCCAAAAACUGUCAGCAAGGAGAAAAACAAAGGUGUUGAAAUGAGUCCUGCAGCUAAGUCUCUGAAAACUCGUAGCAAUAAGGGAAAGACUCGGACUACAGAGAGCAAGCAGCAGAUGAAGAAAGGUACCAAGAGAACACGAGCUAAAGCACUCGAAGAGGAGAAAAAGGCUGAGGAACCACCUGAAGCAGUCAAAGAGGAGAAAAAGGCCCAAGUCAAAACGGGCCAACCCAGUAAGGAUGAGUUAGACGAUAUAGCAAGUAAAUUGGAAGAUGAUUCUUGGAAGAAACUUGCUCGUCGACUUAGAAUUGAGGAUCCAAAGAUUACUGCCAUUGAUAAAGCACAUGAUGAUCUGUUUGAAAAGGCAUACCAGAUGCUCUUGCAUUGGACACAUAAAGAAGGAACUGCAGCAACUUAUCAGGUUUUGUUUGAGGCCUUGGAUAAUGAUAAGGUUAAUUACAGAGAUUUGGCUCAAAAAUAUUGUUGUGUAAAAAUUGACUGAUUUUAACACAAAGAAGUAAAAUGGUGGUUGUGAAGCUGCAAAUGUAAUAAUCACAUAUGUUAUAAAAGCUCUUGUGCAGUAUUUCUGUCAGUGCUGUAAAUUGUCCAGUUUGUUGUGUACGAAGUGAUUAUUACAUGAAUUUUACUAUCAUUAUAUUUUCGUAAAUGUUGGGUUUUAUAUUUUAACCCCAUGAACUUGUAAAGGGGGCAUUGCCUUUUUUUUAAAAUAGUACAUUUAGGUUUGUUAACUAUACGACAAAUUGUUAAUAGAGAAUUUGAGAUAAGGUAUAAAGUUGUACAGCUAGUACAUAUUCGAAUUCAGAGUAGUUAAAUUGCUAUGCCAUACAUGUGGUUGGCUUGUCAUGUUGUACCUGCUGAGCAGACAUUUACAUGUGUGUUAUGAUAUUUGCGUUAAAGCCAAAUUGGUUAUUUUUUGUUUCCAAAUUUUAUGACAUUUUGAUAUGUGUGCAAAAGGGGAUAGGGUGUUUUAAAUAAACACAGUUUAGCAACCACGCACUACCCUUCUAGUUUGGCAAUAUUUUUGAAACCAGUAGCCCUGUCUAAGAUCAUACAAUGCCCCAAAAUUCCCUUUUAAACAUAGCUAGCCUCAAAAGGCAGCAGCAAGAAUUUUUGCUCCAAAACAUUUCCAGUUAUAAGCAUCUUAGUCUAGAAUCUCAGAUCCCCUAGAAAAGUGUUUCAUGUGAGGGCAGUUUAACAUGUUAUACAUUUUUUAAAGAAAUGGAAAAUCGAUUUUUGAAAGAAAUGUGACAACACAUGAUCAGUACUCAGUUACAUGUAUCAUGAUCUUUCGUGUCAGACUUGAUGUGUGAAAUCGUUAGUACAAUAGCCUCUGUAUCAAGCCGUCUGGUUCAGCCUGCUGACCGCAGUGUCUCUCUCCACCCAGAAGUGUAAACAGGUUCUGGCAAUGUGUCAGGGCAACCUGGAAAAAAUUAUAGGGGUGGGGUGGGGCUAGCCUGUAAUGGGCCAGUAUCCCAUUUGGUAAGUGGGGGGAGAGCAUUGCUUCUAUUCGUUUCAUAUUUUAGAUGAGCUCUAGGUUUAGCCCUUUAUUUCUCCUUACUUUGGUGAAAUGGGCAUUAGGUCAAAUUGAAACCAUUGUUGAGUGUCUUCAGAGGAAAACCAUCGGAGACUAAUGGUCUGUUUGUUAGAGGUGCCUUUUCCAAACUGCGAUGGAAAAUCCCCAGUUACAAUAAUAAUAAAAUGUAGAUCAACAAAAGUUUGUACAAAUAUUAUUUUAACUGUCAGAGUUUUUUUGUUCACAGCUUUUACAUUCUAUAACGAAUUGUUUUUUAAUAGCGUAUUUGUUAUAUUAUUUUUAUUAUAUGCACUUAGUACACAGCUGAUGCUCUCCGUGUAAGUCAAAAGUAGAGUCACAAAAAUAAUUAAAAGUUUACUCCAAGUAGUUUACGACAUUUUUAUAAAAAUUUUGUACCUUAGGUACCCGUAAAGUAUAGGUAUUUAAUAAUUUUAUGUGCCAGUUCAUUUUUAGCUUUAAGCAGAUAAAAUAUUUUUUAUGUAUCAGUUGAUUUUUAGCUUUAAGCAGAAAAUAAAAGGCUAUUUUGCCGUCA